Messenger RNA from Chelonia mydas (Green sea turtle), 2284 nucleotides. Its product is annotated as butyrophilin subfamily 3 member A1. Gene Ontology annotation, molecular function: protein binding. Bases 343 to 2013 code for a protein of 556 amino acids. The record is from RefSeq and is a predicted model, not a curated record. NCBI's taxonomy places the organism in Eukaryota, Metazoa, Chordata, Testudines, Cheloniidae. The transcript has 8 exons.
GCCUGCCCUGUUCAGCUGACAGGAAAUGAUGCUCGGCUCCCUUGGCCGUGGGGUGGAGGGGAACUUUCUUGCCAAGCCGGUGCACGCUGGCUGCGUGGGGUUGCUCCUGAGGAGCCUUUUCCUGCAGCUGGGCAGGCUGGGACAGCAGAGAGCCGAGAACGGGACAGGGCGGCUGCAGAGAGGACUCACCCCCCAGUGCUUCCAUCCUGGCCGGGACGUGGUGGUGAGGGGCUGGGCCUGCCCCCCUCCCUGCCACUCAGGGAACAGCUUCACUGCAGGAUCCAGGGCUGCAGUUCAUCAGCUCCUGUCCAGCCCUGAGGCCAGGGAGAGCCACCCUGCCAGAUGCUGGGAGCCUGUCGCCCACACUGCAGUGCUGCCCUGCUCUCAGCUGCCCUGCUCCUGCACGUUCAGGCUGCAGCGACCGUGAGGUUCCAGGUGCUUGUUUCCACCACCCCCCUCUCCGCCCCACUGGGGGGCACGGUGCUGCUUACCUGCCACCUCUCCCCAGCACUCAGUGCCCAGGCUAUGCAGGUGGAAUGGAGCCAGCCCCAGCUAGGCCAGGAUGUCCACGUGUACCUGCCGGACAGGAGCGAGGUGCAGGGUGAGAGGUACCGGGGCAGGACGGAGCUCCUGCGGGACGGGAUCCAGAGUGGCAGCCUGGCCCUGCGGAUCCGGAACCUCACCCUGCGGGACGAAGGGCCCUACCUCUGUGACUUCCAGUCCAACAGCACCGUUGGCAACGCCACACUGGAGCUCCGUGUGACGAGUGCCGGCUCGGAUCCCCUCCUCCACGUGGGUGGAUAUGACGGCAAGCAGAUGAACGUGAUGUGUCUCUCUGUGGGGUGGUACCCAAAGCCGAAGGUGCUCUGGAGAAAUGGCCACAGGGAGAGACUGACCCCAUCUAAUGAGGAAAAAAUCUCGAGAAACCGGGGCCUCUUUGAUGUCUCCAGCUACGUGGUAGUGACUGAGCACUCAGACCCAAUGCUGAUCUGCGCCAUCAGACCCGGCUCACUCGGCCUGGAGAAAGUCUCAGCCAUUCUUAUCUCCAAUGAGUUUUUUCCCCCAGUCUCCUCUUGGAAGGUUGGCCUCUUCUUGUUCCUGUCAGUUUGUGUUUGCCUCCUCUUCUUGCCUGCCUGCUACUUAUGGAGGGUUCAAAGAGCAAAAAGGAAAUCCUCCAAUUUAACCACAAAGAAGCUACAAGCAAAGCCUCCUUGUCUGGCCGAGGGGAAGAGGAGGAACAGGGAGCAAGGCUACAGUUCCAGCGUGGCUGCCCCGCGCUUCUACCCAGGUUCCAGCAUUCCUGUGGAGGCCCUCAAAUUGUUUGCCCAGCCCGUCCUAGAAGGAUCCACUCCAGACAACAGCUUUCCCCCUGGUUGGUCACGGCAGAUCCCAUAUUCUCCUUUGGCUGCUCACAUCCUUGCCGUCCUCAUGGGCUCCGACUCCUUGCUGGGUUAUCCCAAGAUGAAGGUCUACAGAGAAAAAGAGGAUGUCACUCUGGACGCAGAUACAGCUCAUCCCAGUCUGGCCCUUUCCAAGGACCGGAGAAGUGUGACAGCCACAAAGACAAAACUGGCUCUGGCCAAUAAUCCAGGGAGAUUCGACAUUUACUCGUGUGUGCUGGGCUCCGAUGGCUAUGAGUUGGGGACGCAUUACUGGGAGGUGGAAGUGGCCGGCACAGGGGGCUGGGCUCUGGGUGUCACCAGAGAGUCUGUCAGCAGGAAGGGAUGGUUCAAUUUCAGCCCCAAGCAAGGCACAUGGGCCAUCCAGCUCUCCAGGGGCCAGUACCGGGAAGUCACUGCAGAAUGGAGCCUGCUGGACCUGCCACAGAGCCCUGGCAAGAUCAGAGUGUAUCUGGACUAUGAAGGAGGGGUUGUGUGCUUCUAUGAUGCUGACACCAUGGCCCCCCUCCACGCCUUCACUGCCCUCUUUACAGGGAAGAUCUACCCAUUCUUCUGGGUCUGGACUGUAGGGACCUCCCUUAGAUUGUGUCCCCCACAACCCUCCAAUAACUGAGGGCACAGUCUAGAGGCUGCUGCCAUUUCUAAGGACAUCAAUGGACAUUGGACCACAUUUUGUCUCAGCCAGAGAUUGAAGCAUGAACACCGUGAUGCGUCUGGAUUUUAGCCCAUGAGGCAGCAUCUCCCUUAAAUACCUCUGCACUGCCUGCCACGCUGCCCCUUGUGCAUGGGAAAUGCUCCCUAAUAAAACCGAAGCAGCUGCUACCUUCUCCUCCCCCAGGUCCCUCCUUAAUUGUCACCUCUGCCAUGAUGCCUCCAGAGUUCCA